AUGAUUCUGCCAGAGACUCCGGCGGGUCACGACGCGGAAGUCCGUGAAGUUCAAGGUCACUGCGUGGUCGGUGCAGAGCCGACAAUUGCCAGUCAAUCGGAGGUUAAUCAGUUCGAGUCCUCAAAUCAAUCUCAAGGCCUGAAGCCAUCCUUCUGCAAAGCCAACGGCCAGUGGCAUAUUCUGCAGGAUAAUGUUUGUGAAUGUCUCCCAGGCUAUGAAUCUUCCGUUGAGGAAAAUCUUUGUUCAAGUUGUCCAAUGGGAACGUACAAAUCUCUUCACGCGACAGGAUUCUGUCGACCGUGUCCUCCCAAUUCAACCUCAGAGGCCUCCAUCGCUAGCAAGCGAUGUGUCUGCAAUCACCCACUCUACGUCUGGCAAACUUUGGCCAACGAUGGGAGCGGAAUCUGCUCACUGUAUAAUGAGAGUCACGCAAAAAAGCUGUCUGCAGACAAUUUGAAGAAACUGCUCUGUGGACUGCUUGUGGAGGUACUAGGAGGCCAAAUGAAUAUUUUUGUUCCAGACGUGGGAAACUCGCAAACCUCCCUUCUAACUCGCUGGAUUCCCCGAGCAUACCUGAAAAUGCACUCCCACUGGGUGAAGUCGUCGCCAUUUCAUAUCGGCGGCGUUUCCUUUUCUUUGUGUCUAGUUGACACUUAG
Molecule: messenger RNA, 657 nt
Organism: Rodentolepis nana
Lineage: Eukaryota; Metazoa; Platyhelminthes; Cestoda; Cyclophyllidea; Hymenolepididae
Source: the annotation of a GenBank genome assembly